Molecule: messenger RNA, 723 nt
Organism: Helobdella robusta
Lineage: Eukaryota; Metazoa; Annelida; Clitellata; Rhynchobdellida; Glossiphoniidae
Exons: 1
Coding region: 1-723 (240 amino acids)
Source: RefSeq, a predicted model, not a curated record
AUGAGGAAAACGCCGCCGAAACAUCAACCUGGACGUCGCCACCAUCUUCGCCAUCGUCGGAUGUUCAACAACAACCUACGACAGCAAGCCACCAGACGCUACAAAAUGUUGAAAACACUGAAACGCCUCUCCUUGGAAUCAGACUUCCACGAAACCCAGCUUAAAUGGCUUGAGGCCAACGCGUAUUUUCAACUUCACCAAUCAACGCUACCAAAUCUCACCAAUUUGAAUGAGUUUACAAUCGGUUUCCAAACCAUGAUCUACAAUUACUUUGCCUCCAACUUCGGCACCAUCAACAAUAAAAUUAAACCAGACGGAUGUACAAAAAAAUCAAUUAAGCUGUUGAAAAAAAAAUUAAAACAACCUAAAUUCUUGGGCCGCAAUAACCAUCAUUUCGACAACCAAAUAAGGUCGGAUAGCAAAACGUUGAGAUCGAAAUUUUCGUCAUCAAAAUCUUCCGACUCAACUAAACAGCACAACACAACAAGCCAACUCAAACGUCGAUUUUGGUGGUUUUGCAAAAAAGUUUUUAAUUCAACUACAAGUUUGAGCCCAUCAUACAGCGUCACCGUCUGCAAAAACUACUUUCACUCCCUCCAAAGCGACACUCACAACAACAAGCAACAGCAGCCAAACUGGAUCCUAAAACUCUCAACGCCGCCAACACCUUGCAACAAAGAUUUUCUCAGCUACAACGAAAUCUCAAAAAUUAUUCGAAAAUAA